This is a messenger RNA of Microplitis mediator, 1918 nucleotides long. RefSeq names its product dihydrolipoyl dehydrogenase, mitochondrial. The coding region runs from base 131 to 1654 and encodes 507 amino acids. Gene Ontology annotation, molecular function: flavin adenine dinucleotide binding; dihydrolipoyl dehydrogenase (NADH) activity. NCBI's taxonomy places the organism in Eukaryota, Metazoa, Arthropoda, Insecta, Hymenoptera, Braconidae. The transcript has 7 exons. Gene Ontology annotation, cellular component: oxoglutarate dehydrogenase complex; mitochondrion. The record is from RefSeq and is a predicted model, not a curated record.
AAUCGCUGGAGAUUAUGAAACGAUAGCCCGAAAAGUUUAGUUUUUGAUGUUCACUGCCUGGUUUUUUUUUUAAAUCGAAAAUUAUAAAAUAAUUCAUUCUUUUGGCGAGGAGUAAUUUAACCAAGACACCAUGCAGGCUAAUUUAUGGAGUUUAAUGACGACAGUCAGGCCUGCAAGCAUUAAACGUGUCAUCAACCCAACAUUCUCAGUCUUGCAGCAGAGAAGGUACGCAAGUACGUUGGAUGCCGAUGUUGUGGUGAUUGGAGCUGGUCCUGGUGGUUAUGUAGCUGCUAUAAAAGCGGCCCAGUUGGGAAUGAAAACAGUAUGCGUUGAAAAAAACCCAACACUUGGUGGUACUUGUCUCAAUGUAGGAUGCAUUCCGUCUAAGUCACUUUUAAAUAAUUCUCACUAUUACCACAUGGCUCACAGUGGGGAUUUAGCUAAUAGAGGAGUCGAUGUUGGUGAAGUAAAACUUAAUCUGGACAAAUUGUUGGAGCAGAAAGAUAAUGUAGUAAAAGCAUUGACCGGAGGUAUCGCCGGGCUUUUUAAAAAAAAUAAAGUCGAGUGGGUGAAAGGUCAUGGUAAAAUAACUGGAAAGAAUCAAGUGUCUGCACUGGGUCCUGAUGGAUCAGUAGCCACGACGAUAAACACAAAAAAUAUACUAAUUGCUACUGGCAGUGAGGUGACACCAUUCGGUGGUCUGGAGAUUGAUGAAAAACAAAUUGUUUCAUCAACUGGUGCUUUGUCAUUGAACCCGGUACCUAAGCGGCUUAUAGUCAUCGGCGCUGGUGUCAUUGGCCUGGAGUUGGGAUCCGUAUGGCAACGAUUGGGAUCCGAAGUAACAGCCGUUGAAUUUAUGCCAUCGAUCGGUGGUGCUGGUAUUGAUGGAGAAGUGAGCAAAACGAUGCAAAAAGUUUUGGCCAAGCAGGGUUUGAAUUUCAAACUCAGUACCAAAGUUACUGGAGCUCAAAAAAGUGGAUCAGAAAUAAACGUUUCCAUUGAGGAUGCUAAAGAUCCCAGUAAAAAAGAAACGUUGGUUUGUGAUGUACUUUUAGUUUGCGUUGGCAGAAGGCCGUACACUCAGAAUUUAGGAUUAGAAGACAUGGGUAUUGAGAGGGACGAAAAAGGCAGAAUUCCCGUUAACAACAGAUUCCAGACAGUAGUUCCUAACAUUUUCGCUAUUGGCGACUGUAUCCACGGCCCAAUGUUGGCGCAUAAAGCUGAAGACGAAGGAAUUAUCACCGUCGAGGGUAUCGCUGGAGGCGCCGUACAUAUUGACUACAACUGCGUCCCAAGUGUCGUAUAUACACACCCUGAGGUAGCCUGGGUCGGAAAAACCGAGGAGGACCUAAAGAAAGAAGGCAUUGAAUUCAAAAUAGGAAAAUUUCCGUUCAUGGCCAACUCCAGAGCCAAGACGAACCUCGAGACCGAAGGUUUCGUCAAAGUAUUGGCUUGUGAGAAGACGGAUAAAAUUUUGGGAGUCCACAUGAUCGGGCCGGGUGCUGGUGAGCUCAUCAACGAAGCUGUCCUCGCUAUGGAAUACGGUGCCAGCGCCGAAGACGUAGCAAGAGUUUGCCACGCGCAUCCAACCUGUGCGGAAGCUCUCAGAGAAGCUCAUCUAGCCGCUUACUUCGGCAAACCCAUAAACUUUUAAUUAGUUCCUCAUCUACUUGUGAUGCAGCAAUUGGCAAGUUAAUUUUAGCUUGUGUCUAGUAGACCAAAAUAAAAAAUAUAAAAUAAAUAAAGACAAAUCAAAGAUGCUGCACUUAAUAAAUCAGCCAUUGCACCGUUUUUAUUAAAUAUUUGAGGAUUGUAAAUACUAAACUAAUUGAAAAAAUAUAUACGUAACAUCGUACCACUUAAGUGCGAGUAUUGUAUUUAUUAAUAAAUAAUAAAUUUAAAAAUUAUUUAAAACAUA